Molecule: messenger RNA, 246 nt
Organism: Protopolystoma xenopodis
Lineage: Eukaryota; Metazoa; Platyhelminthes; Monogenea; Polystomatidea; Polystomatidae
Source: the annotation of a GenBank genome assembly
AUGUCGGUCAUGAAGCAAAGCUCAUUCUUGCCAACUGUGAUCACUUUGGGUGAAGCACGACGGCCUUUACGUCCUGUACGAGGGGGCCGAAAACGUGUAGCUUUGCAGAAUGUCAAGGAAACCGGUCUCUACAUUAUAAUAACUCUGCACAGCGCCAGCAACGUUCCAGCUCGAAAACGUCGUAUGGUAGAUGGAGCGACAGAGAGCACCUCUGCUCCGGAACUCGAUCUUUUGGCUGGCAGUUAG